CUUAGAGGUUUUUGAGGACGAGUGGUCAGAUCCCGAAGGAAAGAAAAAGGAGUGAAAGGAAGGGAAAUACAAUGACGUCCACAGCGAACACUCUACCUUCGCGAUCAAUUGUCCGGUUGGUGCGGGCAGCUGAUCGAUGUUUCUCAAGAAUUCUGGCAGGCGCUGGACCGCCGAGUCGCUCCAGUAUCGCCGAUAACGCGUUUUUUUCAGGUCAUCGAGCAACAGCUGGUGAAAAUCACACCACGGCUCUUUUUUCGACAGAACAUUGUAGUGCACCAAGAACAAGAUUCGACUUCGCCUGCCGACACUUCACCAGUACUACGGUCGACUUCAAGCAGCACAGCUUUCCACGACAUGCACAAACGUAUUCUCCGAAUGAUGUUUCGACUGAAACUGUGGGUACACCAGGAACUCCAGAAUUCCGUGUUUUCUUUACAGCGAGGAUAGGUGAAGCGAAUAUGGAUACUCAUCCACCGAAACAAGGUGGGACGAAAGUGAAAAUAUCGCCAUGGCAUAACCUGAGUUGCGAAUACCCACACGAAGCUGUCCCAGGAAGCUGUCCCACUGGAGCUGGAGGUCCAGUAUUCAACUUUGUAUGCGAGAUCCCUCAUGGCACACGCCGAAAAUUCGAAAUGGCGAAGGAAGCAAAACAUAACCCAAUCUGGCAAGAUCGAAAAACUACCAAGGAGGACAAUUACGGUAUCAUGGUUCUGCGGCAUUACGCUGAGGCAACAGGAGGAGCACCUGGAAAUUAUGGUUUCAUUCCACAAACCUUAGAGGUUGCGGAGAAACCAGAUGUGAUAACCGGAAUUGUCGGUGAUGGAGAUCCUAUCGAUGCCGUAGAGCUACCGCUAGCGCCAGCAGAUACAACGACCUCCACUGAGCGGCCAUUAGCAGUCGGUGCAGUGACGCAAGUGCGUAUAUUGGGCGCUUUAGCUUUGAUUGAUGGCGGGGAGACCGACUGGAAAUUGUUGGUGAGGAGAGUGAAUUCGGACACGCCCUCCGGAGUGAACGAGGAAACCGAUGCAGCUCUACUCAAUAAAAACUGGAAACGUAUGAGAGACUGGUUUCGGACUUACAAAACAUUCGACGGAAAGGGUGAGCUGUCUUUUUUCGGAUCGUCACGACAAUCGUCGGAAGUCGAUGGAGAGUUGUUUCUCGCAGAAGAUGCUUUGAAAGCGCUGCAAGGUGCUCAUGAUGCUUGGGCAUCGAAAUGGGGAGAAUGAGUUAUUGUACUAACUCCAUCGAAAAAAUACUGGUCUUGGAAAGUCCUAGGCUCAUCUUAUUAUUGUACUUACCAUGAGCUUACCUCUGCGUAAGUUUUGCUUCGCAGUUGGCCGGUAGGGGUCGAACCUGAAGUACAUGACCAUGACCAAAUUAGAACCUGAGCUCUGUGAAGUUGUAAUGCGAUGUAAACGCCAAGAGUACUUGUUUGACGUGUCAAAGUCGAACACUUUAUUUUCCAAACGAAACCUGCUGAUCUUCAAGCAGGUAGGAUCUACC
This is a messenger RNA of Amoebophrya sp. A25, 1503 nucleotides long. Lineage: Eukaryota; Dinophyceae; Syndiniales; Amoebophryaceae. The record is from the annotation of a GenBank genome assembly.